Messenger RNA from Ramularia collo-cygni, 1329 nucleotides. RefSeq lists its product as uncharacterized. Gene Ontology annotation, molecular function: metallopeptidase activity. NCBI's taxonomy places the organism in Eukaryota, Fungi, Ascomycota, Dothideomycetes, Mycosphaerellales, Mycosphaerellaceae. The transcript has a single exon. The record is from RefSeq and is a predicted model, not a curated record. Gene Ontology annotation, biological process: proteolysis. The coding region runs from base 1 to 1329 and encodes 442 amino acids.
AUGUCUGACACUGAUGAUUUAACAUGCCAACAUAAGUCCUUGCGAUUUGAAUGCUCCGAACACUCCCAAGACGUUGGCUACAAGCCGAGAACGGCUUUGCAAAGACUGGCAGCAACACUGCCAUCCAACAAAGCCCCAAAGAAGGCGGACAGGCAACGCUUUGGGUCCAGUGAGGACCAGUAUCCAGCCUCGACAUUUCCUGCUCCUCUCGUUCUCCCCGAAGAUGAGCUCUCGUGGGACCCGAAUUGCGAGCCGCAAAGUCUUAAAUCAUGGAUCGAGGAAGGUCACAGGAAUGAGAUCACUAAACAUCGACGCACCAUCUAUCUCGUCGAGAGUCCAGUAAUAGCAACUUCUGCAGCAUACAUUAAAAAGUGGGCAAGCCCUCAGCUUGAUCCAAAGGAAAGUCAGCAUCUAGGGAGUCCAAGAACUGAGGACGUUCUCAAAUAUCUUGAAGCAUUCUACUGCGGUCUGCCAGUAAAGAUGCUMACAAAACCCAAACUCAAGUACGUUCCUUGGUCUGAUUCAAGUUCAACCGAGGGCUCGCUACCCUCAUAUAUCGGUCUGCGUACAGGCUCAGAGGUGAUUGGUAUACGGCACCGCCCGUCCAAAGACGACAUCUUCGCUGGCCAAUUGAAUCUCAACGAUCUUCUGGACGUCGCCAUUUCAAUACUACCAAGCGAUGCCUACGCUCUCUUGAUGCUCACGGACCAUGAUCUUUACGAAGAUGAAGAAGACGACUUCUGCUGCGGGCGAGCUUAUGGAGGCAGUCGCGUCGCGGUGGUAUCUACGGCGCGAUACAAUCCCGCUCUCGACAAAGCUCAACACGUCGAGACUGCCCACGCCUGGCCCGCAUCUCACUGCCAAUCAUACAUUGACUCAUGCUGCGAUGUGGCGACAAAGAAUGUGAAGAAGAAAGCAGCAGUUGAAGAAAGCCUUUCGGCAUUGCGCUCCGCAGUAGUGGCGCUUUCUCCGGUACCCGCAAGGAAGAACUCUAAGCACGAGUCACUCUGGCUAUCCCGUCUUUGUAAAACUGCUUCUCACGAGCUAGGCCAUUGCUUCGGGAUCGAUCAUUGCAGUUACUACGCUUGCAUCAUGCAGGGGACCGCAGGAUUGUCCGAGGAUGCUCGUCAGCCACCAUACCUGUGCCCUGUAGAUCUCGUAAAAGUGCUUCGUGCGACUGGUGCGGACCCUGUACAGCGAUAUAGAGCUCUCUUGGUGUUUUGCGAGGGGUCUGGAGCGAGUGAGAAGAUGUUCGAUGCCUUUGCCGCCUGGCUACGUGUGAGGAUUGACGAGGUUGAGAGCUGGCGAGAUGUAAUCGUGCUGGAGUGA